Messenger RNA from Gadus chalcogrammus (walleye pollock), 2239 nucleotides. RefSeq names its product guanylyl cyclase domain containing 1 (gene gucd1). Lineage: Eukaryota; Metazoa; Chordata; Actinopteri; Gadiformes; Gadidae. The coding region runs from base 274 to 1044 and encodes 256 amino acids. The record is from RefSeq and is a predicted model, not a curated record. The transcript is spliced from 6 exons.
GUCUCUAGGGGGCGGGAUCACAGCGUACAGUCCAGCGGCUAGCAUCAGGCUACCAAACAAAAGACGAGCCAACGCUAAUGAGGGGGAACAGCGUUAGCUGUAGUUUUAGAAUAAGCUUAUUUUGUAAGAAUUAAACGAUGAAAGAAUUCAACAAAACGUUAGCAAUGGCGCUUGCUGUUCAUAUAACCACCUAGGUUAACAUUAGCACCCAGUGAGCCGGGAGGCUAAAUUACCAACCAUGACAGGCUAGGUGACGUUAGCUUGUUAGCUUAUAUGAAACCAUUUAUCUCAAUAUCUUCACUUGUAACCAACUUAAAGUGUUCUAUUAAAUAUCUGUACGAAUACGAAGAUUCAACAAGGAUGACAGAAGAUGGCGUCUUGUUGAACGUCCCUGUCAUCCGACAGCUGUACCACUGGGACUGUGGCCUGGCCUGCUCCAAAAUGGUCUUGAAGUACCUGCACCCCAUCAGUGACCAAGACUUCCAGAGUGCCUGCUGGGAGUUGAAGCUGACUGAGAGCGUGUGGACCAUCGACUUGGCUUACCUCAUGUGUCAUCUCGGAAUCAGGCACCAGUUUUGUACUCAGACUCUUGGCGUGGACAAGGGCUUUAGAAACCAGUCCUUUUAUAAAAAGCAUUUUGAUACGGAAGAAGAUCGAGUGAAUGAGCUCUUCGUGAAUGCAGAGAGCAAGGGCGUGGUGGUUCGGAAAUGCUCGGUGACCAUCCAUGAGAUCACGGCCCAUAUAGAGCAGGGCCACGUGGCCAUCGUGCUGGUCAACGCCGUGGUCCUGACCUGUGAUCUCUGCUCGCUGCCCGUCAAGUACUGCUGCUUCCUCCCCGCUGGCCAGAAGUGUUUCUGCAGGAGGCCUGAGUACCAGGGCCACUUCGUGGUGGCCUGUGGCUUCAACAGCAGCACGGGCUGCAUCUUCUACAACAACCCUGCGUACGCCGACCGCGUGUGCUGCACCAGCAUCACCAACUUCGAGGAGGCUCGGCGCAGCUACGGGACAGAUGAGGACAUAUUGCUGGUCUUCAAAGACAGCUGACGGGGGUCUGAACCUUCGCCGACACCGUCGGCAUGUUCACCUCCACCCCAUGCUGUAGUGACAUCAUCGCGGCCGCAGGUCGGCGACCGACGCCAGGAUCGCUCAGGAGCCGCACCCUGCUGAGCACUCAGGAGAGCGGGGACUCGUGGCGCUGAACGCUCAGAGAGGGAGGGCUCCCACCACUGCAGGCUUCAGACCGGGGUUUACCCGUUGCAUCAGAUGACCCCAAGUUAUUUUUUAGCGUCUUAAUGCGUUUCUUUAGAAGGUGUUGGAUGGUAGGGCUGAAGGUCAACUCAACUUUAGCUCAGCAGCCGCCUUGUAGAGGCAUAAGAGUGGGGAGCUUUUUUGAGGGGCUUCUAACACUCCUGUCCUGACGGCUCGAACGGGUCGUAGAACGGCGGUACCUGUCGUUCUAUCCGCAGGGAAUCUGUUAUUUUUUUGGGGGGAGUCUCAGGUAAGUGUGCUUGAGGUGUUCUAUCUAGAGACAUAUGGACAUAGGAAGAGAGUCCCACUCUAUCCAAUGUACACCGACCUGGGGUCAGGGAGGGGGAGCUGGGGUCAGGGAGGCAGACUGGCCUGCUGCUGCGUUGGUCCUCUUCAGAGUUACUCUCCACUCUAGCCCAGAGGGCUGUCCCAGGACAGACACAAGGAGGGCUGUCCCAGGACAGACACAAGGAGGGCUGUCCCAGGACAGACACAAGGAAGGCUGUCCCAGGACAGACACAAGGAAGGCUGUCCCAGGACAGACACAAGGAAGGCUGUCCCAGGACAGACACAAGGAAGGCUGUCCCAGGACAGACACAAGGAAGGCUGUCCCAGGACGGACACAUUGGAGGGCUGUCCCCUGAUGGUACAUGGAGGUCUUCUAACACCAAGCCAAGUAAUGAAUCCUGUCAGUUCAGCUGCUCACAUGACCAGACCUUUUACCCCUUAUCUUUUUUAUUUCAUAUCGUGGAUGAAAUGAUUGCACUAGACUUUCCAUAGAGACAUAAUUAUGUAUUUAAAUUAUAACUUUUAUGAAACCAUUUAUGGAUCGCUUUUCCAUGUGUACAGAGAAGUCUCCCAGCUGUUCAUUUGAAGUAUGGACAAACGGCACAUUUCAGCAGGAAUCUUUAUUGUAUGAUACAUUGAAUCACAUUCCCUGUGUGCUGUAACCAAUAAAGAAUUGAACACGUGCUAAUUUGAUCUAAUGGUU